CACGCUUUUGCUGCUGCUUCUUCUCCCUCAAGCACCCAAUUCCAUGCCACGCUGCGUGACAGCAUGACCCGCGCCGCGACGAGGCCUCUCAGCACACCCGAAAAUGCGGUUUACGCUGCCUGCGGCCUCCCUCAUCGCACUCGUCGCUGAGGUGGUUGCAAACACCGAAAAGGUCAUCUUCACAGCUCCCAGCGCCAUCACUAUCCCCAAUAUCCGCCCCGGACUGGAUGACCUCAGCCUCGACGUCCUGUCGCCCGCUGGCCUGCGUACGCUGGAGACCAAUUUGGCCGUGCAAUUCCCCUCCGACACAGCCCCGCGCGGGGUGCAGUCCUGGUAUCUGCUCAAGGGCCUGGAAGCUGGUCGACGCUACGAAGUGAGGGCUUGCUGGCCGGCAACUCAACCGACUGAGUUCUGGCUCGACGUUCACAACCUCACCCACGUCUUCGAGACACCUCUCCUAAUAUCCUCCCUCGCCGAUUACUCCGAACAGCGGCAGCAUCCUGGUCUACAAGCCCCCCGACACGCUGAACCUGAAGCUACGUCCCAGUCAGUCUUGUUACUGCAAGUACAUUCCGCUGCCGACUACUUCACCUCGAACCGCACGUUGAUGGAACACCCGCCAGCCGUCGACGUGGACAUUAUUCUUGAUCCAUUCCUCUUGAAUAUCCUUCCACAGUCGCUCGGCCCCACCGCCCUCUACAUCACCGUUCUCACAGCCGGAAGCUUCUUCCUCUCGGGCGCUAUCUACAACUGGCUCUACCGGAUCGCGGAAAUACCCAAACCCCACACCGACUGAGUGAAUGCCUAUGCGAUUGCAAUUCGGGUCUCCCAUCGCCUUCGCGAAAGGCCUUCUCAAUUCGAUCUUCACUCGCCAUCCACUGCCUUCAACCAUGGCAACACCCGCGGCACUUCCCAAACUCUCUGUCUUGUUCUGUCUCCCCCCAGAGCUCUUCCUCCUCAUCCUGUCAUACUUGCGCACAGGCGACUUGCUCAAAUUCGCCUUGACCGCAUACCCGCGAUUGCGAGAGAGACUCAA
Molecule: messenger RNA, 1036 nt
Organism: Mytilinidion resinicola
Lineage: Eukaryota; Fungi; Ascomycota; Dothideomycetes; Mytilinidiales; Mytilinidiaceae
Exons: 3
Coding region: 104-796 (230 amino acids)
Biological process (GO): GPI anchor biosynthetic process
Cellular component (GO): endoplasmic reticulum membrane; mannosyltransferase complex
Molecular function (GO): mannosyltransferase activity
Source: RefSeq, a predicted model, not a curated record